Biomphalaria glabrata is the source of this 2349-nucleotide messenger RNA. Its product is annotated as sodium-dependent proline transporter-like. The record is from RefSeq and is a predicted model, not a curated record. Gene Ontology annotation, cellular component: membrane. Bases 98 to 2227 code for a protein of 709 amino acids. The transcript has 17 exons. NCBI's taxonomy places the organism in Eukaryota, Metazoa, Mollusca, Gastropoda, Planorbidae. Gene Ontology annotation, biological process: sodium ion transmembrane transport.
GCCAAGUCUAGAUCUAAGUGUGUUUAGAAUGAAGCUGUCUGUGUUUAUCUUUACAAUGAACCAGUUUUCUAAGACUUCGUAACAGAGAUGUCUAGAAAUGUCAUCGAUUAUUUCUAUAUUCAAAAGAAAUGAUUCGCCGAUUGACCCUCCUGUAAUAAAAGAAUUCAGAUUGACCAGCAAAGUGAGAAUUAAUGAGUCAUUAACUUCAGCAGAAAAUAUCCAGAAGCUCUUCUCUACAAGUAGUACAAGUCUUGGCAGAAAGCACAUAUCGCAAGGUUUACCUUUAUCUACACCAAAUACAGGGCAAGAUCGGCCUGCAUGGGGACGACACCUGGAGUUUAUCGUCACCUGCAUUGGAUUCGCCGUAGGCCUUGGGAAUAUCUGGAGGUUUCCACACCUGGCUUACUCCAAUGGCGGCGGUGUAUUUCUCAUUCCAUACACAAUCAGUUUGUUCGUCCUCGGUAUACCACUCUUCUGUCUUGAAAUUCUGUUUGGACAGUUCGCCAGUCUAGGGCCCAUCACAAUAUGGGAGAUCAAUCCUUGUUUCAAAGGUCUUGGCUACACGAUGGUCAUCCUGUCCGGAAUCAUUUCCAUUUAUUACAACGUGGUAGUGGCCACGGCCAUCUUCUAUUUCUUUGCGUCCAUGCAGAGCCAACUGCCGUGGUCCAGCUGUGGGAACUACUGGAACACCUGCAGCUGCAGGGCUCGCAACAUGACCACGGAACUGACCGAUUCACUCGUGUGGUAUCAUUCCAAUGGACUUAAUUGUAGCGGGCUUAAUUUGUCUGUUCUCCAAGUGUCGAGUCCUAGUGAGGAAUACUUCUACAGAUAUGUCUUGAAUAUGUCAAAAGGUAUCCAUGAACCUGGGAAAAUCAAAUGGGACUUGACGUUGUGCAACUUGCUGGCUUGGAUCAUCAUCUGUUUAUGUCUGAUCAAAGGCGUCAGCACUAUGGGCAAAGUGCAAUAUUUCUUCGCUCUAUUUCCCUACGUCCUCUUAACUGUGCUCCUAGUCAGAGGCGUGACACUGGAGGGCGCCAAUGAGGGCAUCAAAUAUUACCUUACUCCCAAAAUUCACAAACUUUACGUUGCAAAGGUCUGGCAGGAUGCAGCAUCCCAGAUAUUCUUUUCUCUUAGCUGCUGCACCGGAAGUCUGACUGCAAUGGCCAGCUACAACAAGUUUGAGGACAACGUCUUGAGAGACAGUAUACUUAUUCCAAUCAUCAACUGCCUGACAAGUUUCUAUGCCGGAUUUGCAAUUUUCUCAAUCUUGGGAUUUAUGGCCAAUACCAAAGGAGUUGACAUUGAACACGUCACUACAGAAGGUGCUGGUCUAGUCUUCGUGACCUACCCUGAGGCACUGUCUGAACUUCCGUUACCCCAGAUCUGGUCCAUCGCAUUCUUUUUUAUGAUGAUAUGUCUUGGACUAGGAACACAGUUCCCCAGUGUGGAGACAGUAAUAACAGCACUCCAAGACGAGUUUCUCUUCUUCAGAAAGCCUCGUGUCGCUACAAUUUUCAGAAUUUUGGUUUGCGCUCUUGGAUUUCUGCUGGGGAUCCCAAUGACAACUUACGGAGGUUAUUACGUUUUGCAGCUUCUUGAUACCUUUGUCGCGAUUCCUUUGCUACUUGUUGGGUUUUUCGAGAUUUUCGCCAUAAUCUGGUUAUACGGUUAUAGAAGAUUCUCUGAGGAUGUGUUAUUGAUGUUUGGUCAUUCAAGCGGGACUUAUUGCCUUUUUUACUGGUAUUACAGCUGGAAUUGGGUCUUCAUGACUCCUGUCGUAUUACUGGCUAUAUUGACAUUCGACCUUGUGCGAUACCAGCCCAUCAUAAGCGACGCGUUCCCCUUAUGGGCUGAGAUACUUGGGUGGACAAUUGUACUACUGAUCGUCAUCUGGACCCCGUUGUGGUACAUCAUCAAGGCAGUUUCUUUGUGCAGAAGUCAACGGAACACCGGCACGAGGAAAACAUGUUGCGAGAUGUGCAGAGAGAUCAAUCAGCCGACAGAUAAAUGGGGGCCCAGAAACAGCAUGGAUCGCCUGCUGGAAAGAUAUCAACGGAUACGAUCUGACGCCAGCUCGGGCAGAAGUGGCCUGUUUAUCAAUCCGCCUUCUUUCAAGUCCAGCACCUCAAGCGCUUACCUGCCCAAGGCGAACUUCGCAGUGAGAAACAGCUUAGCGGUCAGUGAGCCGUUGUAUCUCUACGACGAUGACCUGAGCCAGCGUAAUUAGAAUGACUUAAAGUUACGUCAGGAGAAGACGUCAUCCCAUAUUGACUUAUAACACCAAGUCCACACUGAAUAAUAUAGCUACAUAGUGGUGUUGAUAUUUUAAUUAUAAAUUAUUUCUAUUGA